This is a messenger RNA of Melanotaenia boesemani (Boeseman's rainbowfish), 1153 nucleotides long. It is a transcript of the gene c15h17orf97, whose product is annotated as chromosome 15 C17orf97 homolog. NCBI's taxonomy places the organism in Eukaryota, Metazoa, Chordata, Actinopteri, Atheriniformes, Melanotaeniidae. Gene Ontology annotation, biological process: protein arginylation. The record is from RefSeq and is a predicted model, not a curated record. Bases 564 to 1091 code for a protein of 175 amino acids. The transcript has 2 exons.
UAGUCUAUACCACUAAUGUAGGCUUUUCGACAUCAAAAGUAAUCAUUAGAGAUAUUAACUCACAAAACAUCCUGCUGAAGAUCUGCAUGUAACUUAGGAAAUGUAAUAAUCCAUUUUAACAUUUUGUCAUCAUCAAAGCAUAUUCAUUAAAAGACAGCUCAAGAGAAUUGUUGUUGACAUGUCGUUGUUUUUCCUUUCAAUGAUUUGUUACUAUAUUCACGAGCCAUAGCUCACGCUAGAAAGGUUUCAAGGCGUGUCUGUUACCAUGGUGACGCGUCACUAUGCAACACCGCACGGUAGCAUGAUUAUGGAUAUGUUUGUUUCAGAACAAAGAAGAAAAUUAGCAUUGUAGCAUUAAACUUUAUAUACAAGCCUGUUUUCUCUCCAGACCAAUUAAAUUUUUCGGACAGCCACACUGGCAGAGAGUUAAACGAAGAUUUCUACGUCUCCUGCUGGCGAACUAAAUGUUCAUGCAGGAAGUAGGAGGCGUUUUACCCUACACCUCUGACGAUUAACAUGUUUUUUUGACUUUGUCUGCGAGGUCAUAUUUUUCAGACCUCAUCAUGCCAGAAAAUAAAAACUGUAAACCCUUUCAGUCACCCGGGAUUUCUGACCACAGAAGGAAGAAAAAGAAGAGAAAGAAAAUCUCUCCUGCACCAGAAAAGAAAGAGAAACCUCUGGAUGUAUCUUUGCCUCCUGAGACCUUGCCUGUAUCCCUGAUGCCCCCUCAAGACAAAGGUCAGACCCAAGGCCAGCUUCCUAAACCUGGAGCUGCCAGUAAAAAGAAACGAGAACAACACAAAGGUAGAAGCCAGAAGAGCCAAAAACAGUGCAAGGAUUUGCAGACCCCUCUCACAGCCACACAUAAAUCCAUUGACAUUGGAGCUCUGGCAGAUCUGGCAGAGCUCAGCAUCCAAACCAGGAAGAGCCUGAGGUGGGAAGGAGUACUGCAGGACCCCCAGGAGGAGGCGAAGAGGCUGGAACAGUACAGGACUAACAGGCGACAACGUUACAUCACACGCAGAGAGAGACUGUUAAAAGAAACCCAGCACACAUUGAAACAGACUGUUCUUAAAGAGAGCAGACUCUGACAAACAAGUGCCUGUAUUAUUACUGCAUCUGAGCAUAGGCUGAAUUAAAGAAGCAAAUUAGA